AGCAGUUGGUUUGGUGUGUUUGUUGAGCUUCAAAUAAUUUAAGUAAAAAGAGAUUCAACUCUGCAGGUAUAUGGGAACAAUUACAGGUAUUAGCGAUCAUGAUCCUAUCAGAUGGAAGAACUCACAACGGCGUAAUUUGCAGGUUGGUUGGGAUGAGUCGGCCGCUUCUCUCUGGGAGAUUGAGCCUGUGACAGCUCCAUUUUUCAUAUGCCAACCUCCAUUCUUCAGAUCAAAACGUCCAAAGCGGCCAGGAAUGCCAGCAAAACCGAUCCCUUGCAAACUCAAUGCAGCCCAGAUACAUGCGUUAUGCGUACCUUAUCUGGGUCUAUUCUGUAAAACCUUCCUCGAGCAGAUCUUUCACACCAAUUACGCUUUGUAGCACCAGAAAUUCUCAGCUGAACUACUUACAGUUCAAUGCCCAGAUGUUGCCAGUGCCACAGCAAUCACUGCUAUUCGACCAGCUUCCAAACUUGCCAUCUUCUGUCAACCCAUUAACCUCCAUAAUACAACCACAGCAGCAGUUGGGACUCGGGGUGAUCGCGUGAUAUCGUUCAAUCAAGGCUAAGUUUGACGACUCAAAAUGUGCCUUCCAAUCAAGCUCCAGCACAAAAUUUGCAGCCUCAGAAUGCAGUCCCAACUAAUUAUAUUCUCCCUCACCAGCAAUCAAUUCAGUAGCAACAGUUGCCAUGGCAAGUAAAUUAGCUACAAAUGUCUGACGGUCGGAUUUCACUUCAACGGUUGCAGAAGCUUCAGCAACAACAGCAGUCACUUUUAGUGCAGCAGUCCAUGCACCAACAGUCCACUCAAAUUUUCAAAAGAAAUUUUGUUACAAUAUCAUCAUCAAAAAUUUCAAAAUGAAACUAUUUGAGGACUCGGGUUUAUUUUGUCUUAUUUUGAAACAUUGGGUGACAACUUUACAACAAAAUUUCUUUGGAUGGUUAGUCCGUAACAA
Molecule: messenger RNA, 952 nt
Organism: Tripterygium wilfordii
Lineage: Eukaryota; Viridiplantae; Streptophyta; Magnoliopsida; Celastrales; Celastraceae
Product: auxin response factor 16-like
Exons: 3
Coding region: 71-379 (102 amino acids)
Biological process (GO): regulation of DNA-templated transcription; response to hormone
Molecular function (GO): DNA binding
Source: RefSeq, a predicted model, not a curated record